GACAUCAACGCCAUCCUCUCCCUAUUCACCAAUUAUUCUGUUAACUCGCUUGCUGGCCACACCUACAAAAUGGCCUCGACUCUAAAGGCCAACGGCAAUGGCCGACCCAGCAACAUCAAACAUCCCUCCGCACCCUCGCUCAUGAUGAACUCCCAUUUCGCCUCAGUUGGGGAGGAUGCCUCCCAGGAGGCCUACGAACAUGGCAUCCAGGUUAUUGAUGAGGACAAAGUGUUCAACGAGAGCCUCUAUACCUACCUUAACCUCGAGAAAAUUAUCCCAGCAGGUUUCAACUACCAUCUCAUAUCCGUAUUUGGGUCGCAGUCGACGGGGAAAUCCACUCUUCUUAACUACCUCUUCGGAACCCACUUUGGCGUCAUGGCAGAGCAGGACCGUCGCCAGACCACCAAGGGCAUUUGGAUGAGCAAGAACAAGCGCGGAGGGAGUGGCAAAGGCAUGGCGGAAAACAUCUUGGUCAUGGAUGUCGAAGGCACCGAUGGCCGUGAGCGCGGAGAAGAUCAGGACUUUGAAAGAAAGAGCGCGUUGUUCGCUCUGGCUACCAGCGAGGUUCUAAUUGUUAAUAUAUGGGAACACCAGGUUGGGUUAUACCAGGGGGCGAAUAUGGGUUUGCUCAAAACAGUAUUUGAGGUCAACUUGCAGCUUUUUGUAAAGGACAGCAAAACCAUCCCUAAAUCUCUCCUUUUCUUCGUCAUCCGCGACCACCUAGGUACCACGCCACUCCGCAACCUCCAGAACACCAUCCUUCAAGAUUUAUCUCGGUUAUGGUCGUCGAUAUCCAAACCCAAUGGGCUCGACAACUCGAAGAUAGAAGACUACUUUGACUUUGCUUUUGUCGCGCUCCCACACAAGAUCCUGCAACCGGAGAGAUUCGAGGCCGAGGUGGAGAAACUCAGCACCCGCUUUAGGGAAGGAUACAAUGACCGGAAGAAGAGCGGUCUUCUUGAUGAAGCAGAGCUUCCCGUUUUCCUCCCACAAUACCACCGACGGAUCCCGGCGGAUGGUUUCGCCGUGUAUGCGGAGGGUGUCUGGGAUCAAAUUGUGAACAACAAGGACUUGGAUUUGCCCACACAACAGGAGCUGCUCGCCCAGUUCCGAUGCGACGAAAUUUCGCGAGAAGUUCUAGUCACCUUCGACGAGAAGAUUACUCCUCUAGAAGAUAAGCAAGCGGAGGAUGCUAAGAUGGGAAAGCCGACUGUCAUCCCUGGCCUUGGUACCGCAAUGAAUGCAGCGCGGGCAAACGUUAUGAAGGACUUCGAGACAAAUGCAAGCCGGUACCACAAAGGCGUUUAUACACGGAAACGAGCGGAGCUCGAGAGCAAAGUCGAUUCUCGACUCAAAGCCCUCUUCCAGAAGCAGCUCAGCGCUGCGCAUAAGUCUGGCGUCGACAACUUUAGCAACGCAGUUAUUUCUGCCGUAAAGAGCGGGCAGAAGAAGGGUGCAACGUACGACUUCGCCCAGAUUGUCGAAUCUGAGAAAAAGGAGGCGCUGGCUAAGUUCGAAUCUGAGGCACAGGCCAUCAUGGUCGAAGGAGCGCCUUGGAGUAAUUUCAAGCAGGAGCAAAAGCUCUUCCAAAAGGACUUGGACGAGGUGUCAUCCAGACUUAGGAAGGAGGAGAUGAGACGCCUGGCCACCAGGGUUGAGCGCUGGGUCCGGUCACGAUUGGACGAGUCUAUUGGUCUGGAAUUCAACAAGAUUGGCACUGGCCGAGGAGGUGCAGGAGCACCAGAGCACGGUGAACGACCACCAUCCGAGAAGAAUCUCUGGGACCGCGUCUGGACUAUCUUCACCGAGACAGUGGAAGAUUCCGAGAAGCGCUUUACUGAUCGCGCACAGAGCUUCGACGCCAGCCCUGAAGAAGUCGAGGUCGGCUUGUGGAGGUUGCGACGAAAGUCAUGGGGUGUCCUUCGUGCCAAAAUUGAUGAAGAGGUCAUGGAAGGCAACAUCCUCCUCAAGCUGCGGGAGAACUUUGAGGAUAAGUUCCGGUACGAUGAACACGGUGUCCCGAGGAUAUGGCGACCCACCGACGACAUCGAGGGGUUGUACACAAAAGCUCGCGAGUCGACUAUCACUCUUAUUCCCCUAUUAUCACGCUUUCGCUUAGUAGCAACUUCAGCACCUCCCCCCCUCGACGCUUGGAUUGGCAAUGCACCUCCGUCUGUCACAUCCGCUGACGAGGAAGAUCUGGCGCCUAUCGGCGGUGUAGAUGAAGACGAGGGCAAGAGUCUGGAAGAAGAGAUGACCAUCCUUACCGACGCUAAACAGGCCGAUCUUUCUGUACGCUUCAAGAAGACGGCGGAUGGAGUGUAUGUCGAAGCCAAGCGUAGCGCGAUUGGUGGGAUGACACAAGUGCCUCUGUACUUCUACGCUCUGUUGCUGGCGCUUGGUUGGAACGAAAUUGUGGCUGUCCUACGAAACCCUAUCUACUUCCUCUUCCUCAUCCUCCUCGGCAUCGGCGCCUAUGUAACUUACACUCUCAACCUUUGGGGUCCUAUGGCCCGCAUGGCGAACGCAGCAUCUCAACAAGCCCUGGAAGUCGGCAAGGAGCGCUUGCGCGAGUUCCUUGAGUCUUCAGAUACCGGACGCCAAGCAAUGGCCAUGUCCGGUAGACAGGGUCGUGCUAGCGGUUCGAGACAGAAGGAAUACGAUGAGAUUAGCAUGGAUAUGUUGAAUGGGGAUGGGAAGAAGAAGCAGAAGGGUGAUGACGACAUUGAUGAUAUCUGAUCAUGAGCAGCGCUGCAUUUGCUUGCAUUGCUAGCUUUGCUUGCAUUACUGGAGUAGGGUAGAUUGUAUUUUUGUGUGUAAUGGAGUUUUGGGUAAAGGGCAUUGUCUUCGCCGCUCUACUAUACUGUACACUUUGGCGGUUGUUUCUAUUGCUCUAGACAGCCAUACUACACCUAG
Messenger RNA from Lindgomyces ingoldianus, 2916 nucleotides. Its product is annotated as root hair defective 3 GTP-binding protein. Gene Ontology annotation, cellular component: endoplasmic reticulum. The record is from RefSeq and is a predicted model, not a curated record. Gene Ontology annotation, molecular function: GTP binding; GTPase activity. Lineage: Eukaryota; Fungi; Ascomycota; Dothideomycetes; Pleosporales; Lindgomycetaceae. The transcript has 4 exons. Gene Ontology annotation, biological process: endoplasmic reticulum membrane fusion. The coding region runs from base 70 to 2739 and encodes 889 amino acids.